UAUUUGUAUCUAUAGUCUUAGAUGAAGAUCAGAUAUUUUCAAGUUGCAACAUUUAAUGUGUUUCUAUUUUCAUUUAUCAUUCUUAAUGUUGUUCACAUCUAGUUACCAUUUUAUCGUUUACAUUUACAAAGUUUACCGUUCAAAGGCCUUGUUGAAGGCUAUCUUGCCAACAUGAGUAAUUCCGAUUCAUCACAGUCUCCUACUCCUCGAAACUCAGAAGAUAGUGAUUCAAGUCUUGGUCUCAGAAGUAAUUCAACGAGCACAGAAAAUGAGGAUGAACAGGAUAUCCUGCAUUAUGAUCCAACUCCUUGGACCAAUUCAUUUCCACAGCCUUAUUGGUUUUCCGUCAGGCAAUUCAUAGCUCGAGAAAUUGGCGAAAAUGUCAGACCUGAUUUAUUGGAAAAGAAACCCUACAUGACCCCACACAGUCCAUAUUGGUUUCGUAAAUAUGCAUACGAAUCACAAUAUUUUCUUCAAAGAAUGGUUAAAACUCAUGAACUUGAGGGUCAUUCGGGCUGCGUCAAUUGUUUAAAUUUCAAUAGUUCAGGAAAUCUUCUUUGCAGUGGAAGUGAUGACCGUAAAAUUAAAAUCUGGGACUGGGAAAAAUCUAAAUUAACUCAAUCUUAUUCCUCUGGUCAUACAUCAAACAUUUUCAACUGUCGUUGGUGUCUCGACAAUGCACGCAUAGUUACUAGUGGCCGUGAUGGUCAAAUCAGAAUUUGUGAUGUUAAUAAUCCUGACUCAUCGAGGUUGAUUGCCUGCCAUUUAUCUGCUAGCCACAGGCUAACUUUUUCGGAUCCAAAUACUGUAUUAUCUUGCGGGGAAGACGCAUCAGUUUAUGAGAUUGAUUUGAGGUCUAAUAGACCUACUUUCCUGCUUGUUUUAAGGAAUCCAAGCACAACACGUCCAGUUCCUCUCUAUUCCAUUAACUGUAAUAUGAUCUUCACUCCUAAUUAUUUCGUUGUAUCUGGUCGUAGUCCCAAAGCUUAUAUAUUUGAUAGAAGAUUUUUAAGAAAACCAACAGAGGAUGAAGCGUCUGCUGCUCAUUAUGGUCUGGGUGAUGAAGAUGCACCGGGAUUACCGGGCUCAGAUAUACCAUGUCCAACUCCUGUAAUGCAGUUAUUCCCCCCAGAACUAGAAAAUUCAAUGCAUUAUGUAACAAGUGCUGUCUAUAAUAGUACAGGGUCUAAAAUGUUAAUGUCCUACAAUGAUGAAGAUUUGUAUGUAUUUGAUGUAAAAAGUGGUGAAAUGGAAGGUAAAUUUCAAGGACAUCGUAAUUCUGAAACCAUUAAAUCGUGUUCUUGGUUUGGUGAUGAUUUUGUGCUCAGUGGGUCAGAUGAUGGCUUCAUUUAUGGCUGGGAGAGAAAGUCUCAACACAUUGUUAUGUCAAUUUCGUCAGAUAUGGUUGGAGCAGUUAACUGUAUUGAAUUGCAUCCAACCUAUCCUGUUAUAGCCGCAAGUGGUCUUGAAGAUUCUAUCAAAAUUUUUGUACCUUUCUCAGAUGUAUGGCCAGUGCCUCUUGUUGGAAUUAAGAAUCGCAUUUGUACAAAUAUGAAGGAACGAUCUAAGGAUAAAAAGAGAUAUUUAUUAACCGCUGGCGAACAAAUAAUUUGGACCUUCUUGAGGAAUAACGGUGGAGAUGACUCUGAUUCUAACGAUGAAAACGCAGCCAGAGGAUCGUGCCUUGCAUCGUGAUUUGGUUCCCAAUCAGGCAAUCAGCUAUGUUUAUUUGAUGGUCAUUGAUCUCAAAAAUUGGACAUUCUACACUAUGCUCAAGCUCCGUCAGAAUGAAGUGUGAUAAUUUUUUACUCUGAGAAGACUGUCAAUCGUUUUAAGAGCAUCAAAUGGAACAAUUGGAAUACAAUAAUUAAUUAAACAAAGAAUUCUCUCAAAAUCAAUAUACUCAACUGCAAUCGACAAUCUAAACAGCUGUUAAAUUUGUUCAAAUUAUUUUUGUGAAAAACAAUUGGUCCUGAAGAUUCAAUAUUAGUCCAUUUUAUCUAGUUUUCAAUUUAUAAAAAAAGUAUUGUGAAAAAAUUGUCAA
Messenger RNA from Tetranychus urticae (two-spotted spider mite), 2044 nucleotides. Its product is annotated as DDB1- and CUL4-associated factor 8. Gene Ontology annotation, molecular function: protein binding. Lineage: Eukaryota; Metazoa; Arthropoda; Arachnida; Trombidiformes; Tetranychidae. The record is from RefSeq and is a predicted model, not a curated record. Gene Ontology annotation, cellular component: Cul4-RING E3 ubiquitin ligase complex; cytoplasm.